This is a messenger RNA of Acanthosepion pharaonis, 1884 nucleotides long. The record is from the annotation of a GenBank genome assembly. Lineage: Eukaryota; Metazoa; Mollusca; Cephalopoda; Sepiida; Sepiidae.
AUGCGUUUUUUGUUAUCUGGGUACACUUCCUUGUUUGUUUCUUUUUCUUUUGCAGAAUCUUUCUUACUAAUCCUCAGUUUAUCUCUCUAUUUUCUCUUUGUACUUUCUUUCUUUCUUUUUUCUUUCUUUCUUUUUUCUUUCUUUUUCUUUUUUCUUUCUAAUUCUUUUUUUUCUUUUUACUUUCUUUCUUUGUGUCUUUUCCUCCUUUCUUUCUUUCUUUCUUUUUGUCUUUUUCCUUUUUUCUUUCUUUCUUUUUUCUUUUUUCCUUUUUUCUCUCUUUUUGUCUUUUUUUCUUUCUUUCUUUCUUUCUUUCUUUUUUUUCUUUCUUUUUCUUUUUUCUUUCUUUUUUCUUUCUUUCUUUUUGUCUUUUCCUUUCUUUCUUUCUUUUUCUUUCUUUUUCUUUUUUCUUUUUUCUUUCUUUUUUCUUUUUUUUCUUUCUUUCUUUUUGUCUUUUUCUUUCUUUCUUUCUUUCUUUCUUUCUUUCUUUCUUUCUUUCUUUCUUUCUUUCUUUUUCCCCAGUCACCAUUCUCUCCCCACUAUGGCCCCAGGCAUAUCCUACUGUCUGAUGCAGUAAGCACCAGGGCCCAAAAAAUUCUCAAUGAGAACACAGAUAUAACAUUUUUAGCAACAUUAAAGCAAGAAGAAGGAAAUUCGGGUAGUAUUCUAUCCUUUUCAUCUGGAAUCACCAGAAUUUUAGAAAUAGAGAAUAGUGGACGGAGGAAUGAAGUGAGGUUUCACUACACACAUGACCAAGAUAUCCAAGUUGAAACAUUCCCUUACAGACUUGCUGAUAACCAUUGGCACCGUUUGGCUCUCAGCCUAAGCGCAACCCACCUCACUGUGUUUGUCGACUGUGAGCAGAUCUAUAAACGAGUCAUACUGGCCUUAGACAGAAAAUUUAAGGCAGGAAAAUUGUCUCUUUUUCUCGGCCAACGAAAUGGUCAACAUGCAUUUUUUCGGGGGGCUUUACAAGACGUCAAAAUAGUGACAAAAUCUCAUGGCUUUCUUGAGCAGUGUCCGGAUCAAGAUACAAACUGCCCCACAUGUGCACAACACCAUCAAUUGCAAAAGAUGUAUGAAAAGAUGCAAACGGAUAUUCAAAAUUUAAAUAAGAAGCUUCUGCAGGCGGAAGAAAGGUUACUGAAUCUGGAGCAGUGUCCGUGCCAUUACUGUUAUCAUAAUGGCACAAUAAGAAAGGAGGGUGAACGAUGGAGCCCUAACAAGUGUACAAUUUGUAUAUGUAAGAAUGCUACUGUAGAAUGUAAGCGUCGAGAUUGUUCAAAGUAUGACUGUCCCAAUCCAGUCUAUCGAGAUUGUUGUAAACCAGAGUCCGACGAUUGUUGCCUCUCCAAUGACAAGAAUAGGAUUGAAUAUUACAAUCCGGGAGACAAAAUACAAAAAAAUAAUUGUUAUUACUGUUCCUGUGAUAAUGCAAGUAUGGUCUGUAAGAAGAUCUCCCCAGAAUCAUGUCCAAGUCUCAAUUGUUCAAAAAGUAAUCAGAUAAAUGUUGAUGGUAAAUGCUGCCCAAUAUGUAAAGGAACCAACUUUUGUGCUCUGGGUCAUGAAUGCCAUGCAAAUGCCACGUGCAAAAAUCUGGACACAAGAUAUGCCUGCCUAUGCAAAUCAGGGUUUGAUGGUGUGGAUGGCAAAUUUUGCCAAGAUAUUGAUGAAUGUGCCACUGUGGGUGGUAAGAAUGGACACCUGUGCCGUGAGAACACAAUAUGCGUGAAUACCAUUGGAUCAUACCAGUGUCAGUGCGCAACGGGCUUAAACAGUUAUGAUGAAGACAACCCCGACGGAUCCUGCGAAGGUAGCAACACCUCCGCCUUGUCAGAGUCUGUGAUAUUGCUAAACUUGUGCCUUACAAUGUGGCUAAUGCUGUAA